AUGUCAACCACAGAAGAAAAGCCCACCACCUCAGAACCGCGCAAAACGCCCAUCGAAGCCCCCACACCAGAAAGCAAGCCGGAGCCCCGUCCGGAACUCACCCCAGACCAGCAAACCAAAUACACCACACUCCUAGAGAAGGCCAAGUCCUUCACCGACAUAAAAUGCACCACCACCAACAAGGACAAAGACAAGCAAGACAAGUCCGGCCCCAUCACCGAACACGAGCGAGCUUGGCUCACCCGUGAAUGCAUCCUCCGCUACCUCCGCGCCACCAACUGGACCGUCAAGGAAUCCGAGCAGCGCCUCCUCGACACCCUCGCCUGGAGAAGGGAGUACGGCAUCGACGACUUCACCCCCGAGUACAUCUCGCCGGAGCAGGAGACAGGCAAGCAAAUCAUCGUCGGGUUCGACAAGCAGGGCCGGCCGUGCCAGUACCUGAACCCGGGGCGGCAAAACACCGACUCCAGCCCCCGACAGAUUCACCACCUGUUCUACAUGGUGGAGCGUGUGACGGACAUGAUGCCCGCGGGCGUGGAAAAGCUCAACCUGAUGAUUAACUUUAAGCCCAGCAAGCAGAGGCAGAAUACCAGUGUGCCGGUAUCAACGGCGAGAGAGGUGCUGCACAUUCUGCAGAGUCACUACCCGGAGCGGUUGGGCAAAGCACUCAUCAUCAAUGUCCCCUGGAUCGUGUGGGGUUUCUUUAAGAUCAUCAAACCCUUCAUGCACCCCGUCACCAGGGAAAAACUCAAGUUCAACGAAGACAUGACGCAGUUUGUGCCGUCGUCCCAGCUCUGGAGCUCAGACUGGAACGGCGAUAUGGACUUUGACUAUGACCACUCCAUCUACUGGCCUGCGUUGAACGACAUGUGCCGGAGGAGGCGGGACGAGAAGAUGGCUCGGUGGAAGGCCGCGGGGAGUCAGAUUGGCGAGUCGGAGGAUUAUCUUGCGGGUGGGACGGACGUCAGCGUCACUGGGUUCAAGUAUCUUGGGCCGGAGGCUGAUGGGCAUGGAAGCGAGGUGGAUGUUGUGCAGGAGAAGUUGGCUGGUACAACCUUGGAGAAUGGGGAGCAAGGAGUCGCUGCUUAA
Messenger RNA from Pochonia chlamydosporia 170, 1089 nucleotides. Its product is annotated as CRAL/TRIO domain-containing protein. Gene Ontology annotation, molecular function: phosphatidylinositol transfer activity. NCBI's taxonomy places the organism in Eukaryota, Fungi, Ascomycota, Sordariomycetes, Hypocreales, Clavicipitaceae. The record is from RefSeq and is a predicted model, not a curated record. The transcript is spliced from 2 exons. Bases 1 to 1089 code for a protein of 362 amino acids.